Molecule: messenger RNA, 1660 nt
Organism: Phalacrocorax carbo (great cormorant)
Lineage: Eukaryota; Metazoa; Chordata; Aves; Suliformes; Phalacrocoracidae
Source: RefSeq, a predicted model, not a curated record
GAGCCGGGGCUCAAGGGCCGUGCUCUGGGCUGAGGGCGGCUCUGGUGAGGUGAGGUGAGGUGAGUUGAGGCGGGGCGAGGCGGGGGGCUGCGAGCCGCUUCCUCGCCUUCGGCGGCACUCCCGGAGAGGCGGCACCAAGAGCCGUGCCGCCUUCCCUCCGGCUGUCCUCCGCUGUGGCGGUUGAAACCUGGGUGGCCCAGGUGUGCGUGGAGAGCAGUGCAAUGGCUGUCACUGUACAAGAGUGCCUGGAGCUCCAGCUGCUGGAAGUGGAAAUGCUCCUUUCAAUGUUUCCCAAAAAAGGUGAAAUAAAUCUGGAUGAGGAUGCUGUGCCCAGCCUGCAGCGCUACCUGAGGAACACUGAUGGAGCUCUGCCCCCGCAGCUUGAAUACUCAGUCGCUAUUGGUGUAGGGGAGGAAAAGGUAAAAGUGGAAUUGCAGGUGCUGCUGCCUCAUAUGUAUCCUCAGGUAGCUCCUCAGCUUUUUGCAAGAUCAGAUGCGCUGCACAGGCAGCAACAGCUGCAGCUCAACACUCGUCUCGCUUCUCACAUAAGCUCUUUAGAUUCAGGUGAACUGCGUAUAUGCGAAGCUGUGCAAUGGGUGAAAGAAAACAGCCUCCCUUACUUGGAAAACAGUAAGGUCUCUUCUGAAAGCACUUCAAAAGAAAUCGUUGUUAAAGAAACAUUGCAUCGCAUGUGGAUCUACAGCCAUCACAUAUAUAGGCAGGAAUUGAGGAAGAAGAUUUUUGACUGUGCAAAGAAGUUAAAUCUCACUGGCUUCUGCCUAACAGGGAAACCUGGUGUGAUCUGCGCGGAGGGACUCCGAGAAAACUGUGAAGAGUUUUGGCGUGCGAUUAGGUAUCCCAACUGGAAGCAUAUUUCAUGCAAGCAUGUGGAGAACAUAGAAACGGAGGGAAGCAUCGAUAAUCUUCGUCUCUUUCGUGCUUUUGAAGACCUACAGUUUCAGGCACACGGUGACUAUGGCCUGAGGAACGAUUAUCACAUGGAUCUUGGCCAGUUCCUAGAAUUCCUGAAACAACAUCAAAGUGGACAUAUUUUUCAAAUUUUAUUUGGUGUCGAAGGCAAGCCUGCAGACAAAUAAGAGAAACAGUGUAAGGACUUCUAAUUUUGGCCACCAAGAGAUGAUGCUAAUAUUGAAAUACUGUGCCUUAUAGCUACAGUGAAAAGGGAAGCUGCUAAAAGUACGAGAAGAACAGUUCAAGUAGUUAAUCUUAGCUUCUGUUCUGAUUUUUGAGAGGUGUUUACUUAUUUUCUGAGACCCUGAAAGUGGCAUUUGUCACUAUGAGCCACGCCUCAAAGUGCUUGCAAGGUGAUAAAUAUCCCACACUGUAGUAUCCUGAAUUAUGCACCUAUACUGUACUCCGCAUCACUAAGCUGCGGUGCAGACCUGUAGUUAAUUUCUGCAUAGAGUUGUGGGAUACCACAGUGGCCGCAACGAUUAAUGUGGAUGCCAAUACAAAAGCACACCCAGCUCAAGGAAGUCUCACCGCUACCUUCAUGGCUUUGUGCAUGCGCUGCCUUUUACUGCUUCAGGAAGCAUCUGCUCUCACUUCAUUCAGCUAAUCCAUGAAAUACAAAGGCUUGUGUCCAACUGCAGGACCAAGCUUUGCUUUUGAAUAAAGGGCAGGGAGUGGGAAGGAGCAA